This is a messenger RNA of Histoplasma mississippiense, 2922 nucleotides long. RefSeq lists its product as hypothetical. Gene Ontology annotation, cellular component: membrane. NCBI's taxonomy places the organism in Eukaryota, Fungi, Ascomycota, Eurotiomycetes, Onygenales, Ajellomycetaceae. Gene Ontology annotation, molecular function: ATP binding; P-type transmembrane transporter activity; ATP hydrolysis activity. Gene Ontology annotation, biological process: intracellular calcium ion homeostasis. The coding region runs from base 1 to 2922 and encodes 973 amino acids. The transcript has 16 exons. The record is from RefSeq and is a predicted model, not a curated record.
AUGGCGGGACAUGAGCCUUCUGCGGAGUGGGACAGGGUUGGCGGACCGGAGUCCCCUCUCGGUCAUCGAAGAUCAUCAGUGAGAAGCAGCUCUAGUAUCAUAUCUGAUGUUGAAAUGGCGCACGAUGAGAUCUAUGCGGGGCCCGUUUCAGAGAGCAUCCCCUCUAGCUCUGCCUCUUUUGUACCUCGCCGAUCUCGCCGUGAAUCGCAACUCAGUUUCACUUACUUCAGGGAAACCUCGGAGGUGCCGGAGUGGGCAGUUGUGGACGCCGUUGGAGAUGAAGAUGAAGUCGCAAGUGGGUAUGCGGGAGGAAAUGAGGUCGACAUUGAGGAGGCACCGCUAAGUCCUAGCCGUGCUUCAAUGGACUCCCGUGUUGCCAGAGAUUCCUUCGAUGCGCCAUUGCUACAUCGAGACGAGUCUCCCGAGGGUUCAGUGAGACGACAGUCCCUUGACGAGGUGACUAGCCAGAAAAUAUACGUCGCAACGGAAGAUCUGACGGUGGUAAUCGCGGGUUUCAACACUAGUAUUUCUGGCUAUCUCCUAUACCUUACAGUCUGCUUCCUAUCAUGUGGUUUAGGGUACCUUCUUUUUCGAUGGCUUCCCCGAUGGCGUAUGAGACUAAUCGGCACGCCAACACCAUUAUGCCGAUGUCAAUGGGCCGUAGUCGAGGAUCAAUGGUCACAAUUGACCGUUCACGAAGUUGUCAGCCAGCCGUAUGAUCGCCCGUUAUCCACGGUCUUUGGCGCUCCGGCCAAGGAGGUUGACACUCCCAUAUUUGAUGAGGAGUAUGACCCUGUUAUUUCAACCCUACGGUUCUUGGAUUUUCGCUAUAUUCGCUUUUACUACCAUCCUGCCGAAUACCGAUUUUUGCAGUGUACCGGGUGGAAAGAUCCUUCUUGGACAAGCAUUAAAGCUUUGCGAGUUGGGUUAACGGCGGAAGAGAGGGAUUUUCGGGAACAAAUAUUUGGGCUCGAACAUAAUCGAUAUCCGGCAAAAAAGUAUCCCGCAAAUCCAUGGUCGACGAAAGAAAUCUCCCACUUCGAAUGUAAUGUCCGAGUGUUGAGGAGUGGAUUCUGGAGAACUAUUCAGUCACACGACCUAGCCCCAGGCGAUGUCAAUACUAAACCCGAACUAGGUGAAUCCGUUCCUGUCGCAAAAACCCCAACCACAAAUGAAGCUCUUGCCUCUCUCGACAUCAGUGCGCCAUCGGUCCAACCAAAUGUCGCAAAACAUUCCCUUUUCUCCGGAACAAGGAUAAUAAGAGCUAGGCGCCCGCAAGAUCCUAAGGAUGACGAAGCCGUCGCAUUAGCUAUGGUGAUCAGAACAGGUUUUAAUACAACAAAGGGCGCCCUUGUUCGCUCAAUGCUUUUUCCGAAGCCAUCUGGCUUCAAAUUCUACCGAGAUUCUUUCCGGUAUAUUUCAGUCAUGGGUAUUGUUGCUGGAUUCGGAUUCAUAGCGUCUUUCAUAAAUUUUGUCAGAUUAGGGCUCCCCUGGCGUACCAUUAUUAUCCGUGCUCUUGACCUUAUCACCAUUGUUGUUCCACCCGCGCUACCUGCUACACUAUCGAUUGGCACAAAUUUUGCCCUCUCUCGGCUCAAAAAGGAGAAAAUUUUUUGCAUUAGUCCUCAAAGGGUUAAUGUUGGCGGGAAGCUCAAUGUAGUUUGUUUCGAUAAGACGGGGACUCUAACGGAGGACGGUCUUGAUGUCUUGGGGGUUAGGGUAAUUUGCGGACCGGACUUAAGAUUUAGCGACCUCCUCACCGAAUCAUCGUCCAUUCUUCCUCAUCGGUCGUAUGAGAGAGAACCCACGGUGGACUAUCGUGCAAACAGAUAUAUUCUCUAUACCAUGGCAACGUGCCACUCCUUGCGGAUUGUCGAUGGUGAACUGAUUGGUGAUCCCCUAGAUGUGAAAAUGUUCCAGUUCAUUGGGUGGUCAUUUGAAGAAGGGAGCCAUAAUGCUGCAGAUAUAGAGAUGGACCGUGACUAUGGUUCUCCAUCUAUCGCCAGGCCACCAGCUGACUUUUCUCCUGAUUAUAAUGAUCCUGACCCAAUUGGCAAACCAUUCGAGCUCGGUGUCCUCAGGUCAUUCGAAUUCGUGUCCCAACUUCGUCGGUCAAGCGUUAUAGCUCGACAGUUUGGCGACCCAGGUGCCUUCGUAUUCGUAAAAGGGGCCCCUGAAUGCAUGAAAGACAUAUGUCUUCCCGAAAGCUUACCUCCCGAUUUUGAAGAUCUGCUUAGCUUCUACACCCAUCGAGGUUUCCGUGUUAUUGCCUGUGCAGCAAAACAUUUCCAGAAGCUCAGCUGGAUAAAGGUACAGAAACUACAUCGUCUGGAAGCCGAAUCUGAUCUCGAAUUCAUUGGCUUCAUUGUCUUCGAAAACAAGCUCAAACCUAGUUCCAAAGGUGUCAUCACUGAACUAAACCAAGCUCACAUUCGAAACAUCAUGUGUACUGGAGAUAAUAUCCUGACACGUACUCGUCGAGUCCAUGCUUUGUACCCCGGUUUGUUGACGAUGCUUGUCCGCGGUCAAGUGUUUGCCCGCAUGUCUCCUGACGAAAAACAUGAACUGGUCGAAAAACUCCAGUCUCUAGAUUAUUGUUGCGGGUUUUGUGGUGAUGGAGCGAAUGACUGCGGAGCGCUGAAGGCCGCAGAUGUUGGCAUUUCUCUCUCUGAGGCAGAGGCGUCAGUGGCGGCUCCGUUUACCAGUCGAGUGUUUGAUAUAUCAUGCGUACCACAAGUGAUCAGCAUCCAAUCUAGGAGACUUCCAGUGGGUUGGAUUGGACCAAGCUCUAUUCUUUGCCGCAAGGCUCCGACCUCAAAUCUAGUUUCCCUCAAAGUUUUAGUUCCGCUUCUCGGUCAAAUCGGUAUUUGUAUCAUAAUGCAGCUCAUUAUUUUUGAGACUGUUCAGCUCCAAGACUGGUAA